This is a messenger RNA of Schistocerca gregaria, 615 nucleotides long. RefSeq lists its product as uncharacterized. The record is from RefSeq and is a predicted model, not a curated record. The coding region runs from base 108 to 410 and encodes 100 amino acids. The transcript has 2 exons. Lineage: Eukaryota; Metazoa; Arthropoda; Insecta; Orthoptera; Acrididae.
AAAGAUGAAGCUACAUUCGGUUGUUACAGUCGUUGAUUCAGAUGGAAAUUUCCGUGUGAAUUAAACUUCAGUACAUCCCACCCAACACAGUACUUCAACCACACAUCAUGUCAUCAGAGAUUGAAAAGGAACCAGAAGAGAAAAAAGCAGUAGAAAAAGAGCCGGCGGAAAAGCCUCCAGUUGAAAAGCCAGCACCGAAGCGGCGCGUGGCUCCCACCAGCAAACCGCCGCCUGCAACGCCAUUUUAUAGCAAAAUGAAAUCACAAAUGUUCAGCAAUCCCAAUAAAUAUGCAGUGGCUGUAGGGGCGACGAUGGUGGCUGGAUAUGUCGGUUACAUGGCGUACAUGCAAACAACGACUGAUAUCCCAGCCAUAAAAUCUGACCAAGCCAGAUCUCUUCAGAGGAAAUGAGAAGGACAUGAAGCACUCAGACAUCUUGUUGUUUGGAAACAGAGUUUAAAAAGGUAUACUGGUAUCCUAGGAACAUGUGUGGAAUAGUAUCUGUGUGCCUAAUAAGAGACCUAGAAAAUAUCUGCUGAAUCUGUAGUUAAGGAAACUUGUACAAUCUGUAAACAGCCAACAUUCUUACCGUCAAUAAAUAGCACAUAGCACCGUU